Messenger RNA from Aspergillus steynii IBT 23096, 1697 nucleotides. RefSeq lists its product as uncharacterized. The record is from RefSeq and is a predicted model, not a curated record. The coding region runs from base 16 to 1608 and encodes 530 amino acids. NCBI's taxonomy places the organism in Eukaryota, Fungi, Ascomycota, Eurotiomycetes, Eurotiales, Aspergillaceae. The transcript is spliced from 5 exons.
UACACUUUCUUCAUCAUGAGUGGGCACUCAAGUGAAAUAGUAUUCUCAGUCUCAUCGUCAUCCAAUGAGGCUGCUUACGUGAUCCCCUACGUCAAUGGGCUCAUGAAAGUUCCUGGACCAAGGAGACGAGGGAGGCCUGCAGGAUCAACCAAACGGGUAACGCAGUCAAAUGGCAGGCAGAAGCAAAAGUAUAAUCGAGAUCUCACUUCCCAGGGUGUUGGUCAAUUUCAGUUCAUCAAUCUCAGUGCGCAAACAAGUCGGAUUGACGCUGUGGCGCGGAGAACGAUUAGACGAAAGGCAAUGUUCAAUCACAUACAAGUGAGAUCGACUAAGGUAGAGAAAGCCUCGAAAAUGAACACAAAAGACGUCACCCGAGCUGAAGGACUCUUGUCACCCCAAAGUCUACCGUUAUUGCUCGGAAGCGUGGACCCGUUUAACACCAUGCCGAUACGGUUUGAGCCGUACAUGCAUGACCUGCUAGUCUUCUACAGCACUACCGUUUGGAAGACUCUGUACUCGAUUGAAGAGAAAGCAGGUUGCAACCCCAUGGUAGAAUACUGGCUACCACUAGCAUUUAAUGAUACGGCCCUGCUCAAUAUCCUCAUCGGAUGUGCUGCUGCUUUCAAACUCGAAUCCAUCUUUCAACCAGGAUGUCCAACUUUUGUCAGGCACCUGAACGAGGCGAUGAAUAUUGUGAAUAACAAAUUGUCGUCUAUGUCCAGGGGCGAGCAUGUAUCAGACGAGAUAUUGGCUGUCAUUGCCACAUUGGCCAUAAUCCAGAGAACGGUUGGGUCCAGCAGUCAAUGGAACAUGCAUAUGGGCGGACUGCAAAGACUUGUUGAUCUUCGCGGUGGGAUGAGCAGUCUAGAUGCCAAGCCACUCAUCAAAAGUAAGAUAUAUCGUGCCGAUCUAUGCGGCUCCCUGGACAUCACGCGACAACCUUAUUUCAACCCCCACUACGACCAGCUACCAUUGAACAAUUUCCAAGACCUACGUCUCCCGCGAGGAUUCAGUGAUUUGGAUGAGAUAUUGUCGCUUGAUCCACUGGUAAAGAAUACAAUUUUGAAUGUGCAAGCUAGUCUGCAAGGCUUGUCAAUUCUUCACGUGAAGAAACAUCACAGUCAUGCUGCGCAGAUCAGAUUUUCCUUGACAUCUGCUCAGUAUACUCUUUUGUCUUUUCCAUGUGACAGCUCGAGCAACGCAAGAAUUCGAGCACAGGAGACAUGUCGCUUGGCUAUUUUACUGUUCACAGCUACGGUGUUUCAUGAGUUACCGCCGGGCGCGUCAAUCGCUGAUGGGACAGUGGGAAGAAUGAUAGAACUUCUCAGUGAUAUUGCGACAUGCCGCUAUCUAACCCCGGCCUUUCAGACGUGGGCCUUGUGUCUCGCUGUAACCGCCGCACCGCCAGGGGAUAGGGAACAAGCUCUUGUUCUCCUGUCCGGUAUCCUUGCCAGGAUACACGUUGAUACCGAAGAACAGUUCGCCAUAUUGAUAUCAUCGUUCCUUGGAGAAGGAACAUUGCAUCAGAUGCAUUGCCGUGUGAUGACGGAUAUAUUGUCGCAAUCUAAUUUUAUUGGAACUUCUAGCCUGCCCCGCGGGCACGCCUAAUUUGCUCCAAUUCUGCAUUAAUGGCGCAUUGGAUACUUUUGACAAAGAGAUUGAAAGUCGCUUGGCGCGAGGAAGUGUUGUCGAAUAUU